AUGGCUGAACACCCUCCCACAUCCGAUCCGACUCCAUCGGCAGAGGAAAGACCCGCAAACAUCAAUGUCGAUGUUGACUCCGACGACCACGAUUCUGCAUUGGACGGGAUCUCCGCUUUCAGUGACACGGCAUCUCUUGCAUCGAGUAUCGUCAAGUACCGGGUCGAGAAUGGCCGCACUUAUCACGCCUAUAAGGCUGGAUCUUACAUCCUGCCAAAUGACGAUCAAGAGAACGACCGUCUAGAUCAACAGCACCACCUCGCUCUUCUGACCCUGAAGGGUCAACUCUUCAUCUCACCGGUGGGCAAAGAUAAGCAGAUGAAACGUGUCCUGGACGUCGGAUGCGGCACUGGAAUUUGGUCAAUGGACUUUGCUGAUGAGCACCCGGAGGUCGAGGUUCUUGGUGUCGACCUCAGUCCUAUUCAGCCAACCUUUGUUCCACCGAAUGUCUCAUUUUUCGUCGAUGAUGUUGAGGAAGAGUGGACCUACACCAGUCCAUUUGACUUUAUCUACCUCCGUGCCAUGACAGGGUCGAUUCGCAGUUGGCCUAAAUUAUUUAGUCAAGCCUAUCAGAACCUCUCUCCUGGUGGGUUCAUUGAGCUCAUGGACCCUAUUUAUCCCGUAACCAGCGACGAUGAAACGGUAUCAAAAGACACUGCCGUAUACAAGUGGAGUAGUUUGAUGAAUGAGGCAGCUACAAAGAUGGGAAGUGGCCUUGAUUCUGGUCUACGCUACAAGGAUCAGCUCAUAGAAGCCGGCUUCGUCAAUGUCGUGGAGACGCCGUACAAAUGGCCAAUGAACACCUGGCCAAAGGAUAAGAAGAUUAAGGAGCUAGGAGCUUGGGGGAAUGUAAACCUUGUGGGAGGAGCUCAAGGGUUAAGCCUGGCUCUCUUCACCAAGGUGCUGGGAUGGAGCCCGGAGGAGCUCGAAGUCUUUCUUGUCAACGUUCGAAAAGACUUGUGCGAUAAGAAGCUCCAUGGGUAUUGGCGAGUCAAUGUGGUCUACGGGCAGAAACCUGAGUGA
Messenger RNA from Fusarium keratoplasticum, 1023 nucleotides. RefSeq lists its product as uncharacterized. The transcript is spliced from 12 exons. Gene Ontology annotation, molecular function: methyltransferase activity. NCBI's taxonomy places the organism in Eukaryota, Fungi, Ascomycota, Sordariomycetes, Hypocreales, Nectriaceae. The record is from RefSeq and is a predicted model, not a curated record. Bases 1 to 1023 code for a protein of 340 amino acids.